AUCAAGCGUGGAAUUGUUUAACAAGCCAUAUGUAGAAUUUAGUACUGUUAUGUAUCAAUAUAGAUAGUACUUCUACUUCUAGUAAUUCCAAAACUGGUACACUCUGCAAAGUUGUCUGUGGCUUUACUCUGGUUUACCUUGGAGACCAGGUUUCUCAUAAAUCUUCCUUGAAAUCUCCUGAUAGCAGAUGCUACUACUCUACAGGUGGAAGAGACAAGGUUGAAAAAGUAACAUAUUAGUUGAGGGAACAAAGGAGAAAGCCCAGAAGGAAAAGAAAAAAUUGCCACUGCAGGUGUAUAAGCAGCACUGCUUCUGCAACAAAAGCCUAGACCCAACCACAUCUUGGGAAGAGAAUGGCCACAUCCUGGGGUGCAGUCUUUUUCAUGCUGCUGGUGUCCUGUGUUUGCAGCUCUGUCUUCCACAGAGACCAGCACACUUGGUUUGAGGGAGUCUUCCUGUCUUCCAUGUGCCCCAUCAAUGUCAGUGCCAGCACCUUAUAUGGAAUUAUGUUUGAUGCAGGGAGCACUGGAACGCGAAUUCAUGUUUACACCUUUGUGCAGAAAAUACCAGGACAUCUUCCAAUUCUGGAAGGGGAAAUUUUUGAUUCUGUGAAGCCAGGACUUUCUGCUUUCGUAGAUCAACCCAAGCAGGGUGCUGAAACUGUUCAAAGACUCUUAGAGGUGGCCAAAGACUCAAUCCCCCGAAGUCACUGGAAAAGGACCCCACUGGUCCUGAAGGCAACGGCAGGACUGCGCUUACUACCAGAACAGAAAGCCCGGGCUCUGCUCUUUGAGGUAGAGGAGGUCUUCAAGAAGUCACCUUUCCUGGUACCAGAUGACAGUGUUAGCAUCAUGGAUGGAUCCUAUGAAGGCAUACUAGCUUGGGUUACUGUGAAUUUUCUGACAGGUCAGCUGCAUGGCCACAGCCAGGAUACUGUGGGGACCCUGGACCUGGGGGGGGCCUCCACCCAAAUCACUUUCCUGCCCCAGUUUGAGAAAACCCUGGAACAAACCCCAAAGGGCUACCUCACUUCCUUUGAGAUGUUUAACAGCACUUAUAAGCUCUAUACACAUAGUUACUUGGGAUUUGGAUUGAAAGCUGCAAGACUAGCAACCCUAGGAGCCCUGGAGAUGGAAGGGAUUGAUGGACACACUUUCCGAAGUGCCUGUCUACCGAGAUGGUUGGAAGCAGAGUGGAUCUUUGGGGGCAUGAAAUACCAGUAUGGUGGCAACCAAGAAGGGGAGAUGGGCUUUGAGCCCUGCUAUGCUGAAGUGCUGAGGGUGGUACAAGGAAAACUUCACCAGCCAGAGGAGAUCCAGAGAAGCUCCUUCUAUGCUUUCUCUUACUAUUAUGAUCGAGCUGCUGACACAGACAUGAUUGAUUAUGAAAAGGGAGGUGUUUUAAAAGUUGAAGAUUUUGAAAGAAAAGCCAGGGAAGUGUGUGAUAACUUGGAACACUUCACCUCAGGCAGUCCUUUCCUGUGCAUGGAUCUCAGCUACAUCACGGCCUUGUUAAAGGAUGGCUUUGGCUUUGCAGACAGCACCAUUUUACAGCUCACAAAGAAAGUAAACAACAUAGAGACGGGCUGGGCCUUGGGGGCCACCUUUCACCUGUUGCAGUCUCUGGGCAUCUCCCACUGAUACCAAGCACUUCCUCUGAGGCUUGUAGUUGCCAACAACCUUUUUAAAGGGAAAAGGAGCGAGCACUCAGUCAUUUUCUGAGUUAGUCUGGGGUCAGCCUGGACUGAAGCACAGCAGCUGGUUUUCUCAGGAGGAAGGGGCU
Molecule: messenger RNA, 1782 nt
Organism: Galeopterus variegatus (Sunda flying lemur)
Lineage: Eukaryota; Metazoa; Chordata; Mammalia; Dermoptera; Cynocephalidae
Gene: ENTPD5
Product: ectonucleoside triphosphate diphosphohydrolase 5
Exons: 15
Coding region: 354-1640 (428 amino acids)
Biological process (GO): nucleoside diphosphate catabolic process
Cellular component (GO): membrane
Molecular function (GO): GDP phosphatase activity; UDP phosphatase activity
Source: RefSeq, a predicted model, not a curated record